GCGUGGCGUGGCGUGGCGUGGCGUGCGUUCCCCGAUUCCCUCCCCCCAACCCUAACCAGCAAGAUUAGGUUUUCGAAUAAUCUGGCGAUCUAUUCGUCGUCGCGCUCCUCCUUCUUCUUGCUUGAUAUUGGCUGCUUCUUGUAAGGAUAGAGUUCUUACGGGGAUUUACCGGGGAUGGAGGGUGCCGCCAAGCUGCAGGAUGCCAGGGCGGAGAAGGGAGAGAAGAGGGUUGCUCUUCGGGACAUUAGUAAAGAGAGCAAUGUGUUGCGCGAUACUCCAAGGCCAGUGGGUGCUAAAGGGGAGAAUGCUCAUGCCACAAGAUCGAUUGCGAGGUUAAAGAAAGGGGUUUCCGCUAGUCAUUGCGAUUCUGGAUCGAGUCGAAACUCUUCGUAUAUUUCAGCUACUAUCAAACCAAGUGUGAUUGUAUCUAGCGAUACAAGUUCCCUGCCACAGAACAGUGUGCAUAAACCUACAUUUGUUGCCUGCCUUGCACCCUGCACUACGCUCAAGUCACCUAAUUUUUCUGUGGAUUCUGUUUCAUCAAUGUCCACAUGCAACUCGAUUCGAAGCCCUGAGUUUGAGUAUAUAGAUAACAGAGAUUCUCUGGCUAUGACUUUGGAGAGCCGAGAAAAUGAGAAUCGAAGCAUCUCUGAGAAUGUAGCUAUAGAAGAAUCAAAAUUAAAGAGUAAUGGUUCUAUGCUGAUGGGAGCAGAUAUUGUGGAUGUUGAUACAAACAAUGAUCCUCAAUUUUGUAGUGCACUUGCUUGCGAUAUCUAUCAAAAUUUACGGAAUGCUGAGACUAAGAAAAGACCUUCAAUAGAUUUCAUGGAAACAAUUCAGAAGGAUAUAAAUGCAAAUAUGCGCUCCAUUCUAAUAGAAUGGCUUGUAGAGAUUGCAGAAGAGUAUCGUAUGGUUCCUGAUACACUAUAUCUCACUGUUAAUUACAUCGACAGAUAUCUUUCUGGAAAUGAAAUCAAUCGUCAAGAGUUGCAACUUCUUGGUGCUGCUUGUAUGCUAAUUGCUGCAAAAUAUGAGGAGGCAUGUGCCCCAGAAGGGGAAGAUUUGUGCUAUAUGACCGACAAUACUUACUCGAUUGAUGAGCUUUUGCAAAUGGAAUUCAAAGUGCUGACUUACUUGAAAUUUGAAAUGACAGUCCCGACUGCCAAAUGUUUCUUGAGGAGAUUUGUUCGUGCUGCUCAAGGAUCCGAUGAACUUCCUACAUUGCAACUCGAGUUUCUUGCCAGUUAUGUUGCAGAGCUCUCGCUACUCGAGUACAGUAUGAUUCGCUAUGCUCCAUCACUAGUGGCAGCCUCUGCUGUCUUUUUGGCAAGGUUCAUAUUGCAACCAACAAAAACACCUUGGAACGCCACACUGAGCCAUUACACACUAUAUAAACCUUCUGAACUCUCAGACUGCAUCAAGGCAUUACAUGGACUACUAUGCACCAGUGCGUGCAACGGCCUGCCUGCUAUUCGAGAAAAAUACAGUCAGCACAAGUACAAGUUUGUUGCCAAGAAAUACUGCCCUGCAUCCAUCCCCUCAGAGUUCUUCCGAGAUAACACCAAAGUUUGGAAGUGAGUUUACUCUCGUGGCCGAUACAGAAGACGUCAAAGUUUCUUUUUAACUGUCGAUAGCAUGCAUGGCAAAUCGAAGGUGAGGAAUGCUGAACUCCCUCUUUGAUCCACUGUUUGAUAUCCUAGAAAAGAAAAGAGAAAUUGUUCUUCAAAUGCUCAUAUGAAGGACACAAAUGCUUGUGAGAGUGGACAAGGAAGAGAAUCUAUUGAGUUUUGAACAAAAUUUAAUCAUUUCUUGUACAGAAAUAAAUACUUUGUGCUCAAAUGGAAGAUUUCCAUUCCAUACUCCCAAGUUUGUUUCGAAUUCCAUUCAACCUUAAUGCUUCUUUUGUA
Zingiber officinale is the source of this 1907-nucleotide messenger RNA. Its product is annotated as cyclin-A1-1-like. NCBI's taxonomy places the organism in Eukaryota, Viridiplantae, Streptophyta, Magnoliopsida, Zingiberales, Zingiberaceae. The record is from RefSeq and is a predicted model, not a curated record. The transcript has 11 exons. Gene Ontology annotation, biological process: regulation of cyclin-dependent protein serine/threonine kinase activity; mitotic cell cycle phase transition. Bases 175 to 1578 code for a protein of 467 amino acids. Gene Ontology annotation, molecular function: cyclin-dependent protein serine/threonine kinase regulator activity. Gene Ontology annotation, cellular component: cytoplasm; cyclin-dependent protein kinase holoenzyme complex; nucleus.